Molecule: messenger RNA, 1084 nt
Organism: Podarcis muralis (Common wall lizard)
Lineage: Eukaryota; Metazoa; Chordata; Lepidosauria; Squamata; Lacertidae
Gene: PLPP7
Product: phospholipid phosphatase 7 (inactive)
Cellular component (GO): nuclear envelope
Molecular function (GO): sphingosine-1-phosphate phosphatase activity
Source: RefSeq, a predicted model, not a curated record
AGCUUGGUGGGCCUGCAAAGUAAACAGCCAUGUGCAUUGAGCAUUCCUAUCUCUAUAUUUAACAGCUGCCCGUCUUACCAGGCUCAUGACUUUUGAGGGAGGUGGGGUAGGGGCUGCUCAGGUCUUGGGGAGGGGUAAAAAAAAGAAAGAAGAAGUCUGAGGAUUAUCUCUCUUUUUCUUUCCCCCCCUCCUCUUUAAAUUUCUUUUUUAGAGAGACCUGCACCAUGCCGGCAUCUCAAAGUCGGGCCAGGGCGAGAGACAGGAACAAUGUCUUGAACAGGGCUGAGUUCAUGUCUCUGAACCAGCCCUUGAAAGGUGCCCAAGAACCCAGGAGCGCUGGCCGGAGGCAGAACAGCCAGCCCGGCCCCACUCCUGCCCCAACCGAAGGUGCCAAGGAGCGGAGGCAAUCUCAGCAGCUGCCCGAGGAAGACUGCAUGCAACUGAACCCUUCCUUCAAAGGAAUCGCCUACAAUUCCCUCCUGGCCAUCGACAUCUCUCUCUCAAAGAGGCUUGGGGUGUGUGCCAGAAACGCCUCGUCCUGGGGCAAUGCCCGCUCCAUGAUCAACCUCAUCGGGAUCACCGGGCAUGGGAUCCCUUGGAUCGGCGGCACGCUGAUCUGUCUGGUGAAGAGCAGCACCCUGGCAGGCCAGGAGGUCCUCAUGAACCUACUUUUGGCCUUAUUUCUGGACAUCAUCAUUGUGGCUGGCUUACAGAAGAUGGCCAAGCGAAAGGGCCCAUAUGACGUAAGCCCAGGCCUGUUGGACUACUUGACCAUGGACGUCUAUGCUUUUCCAGCAGGACACGCCAGCCGAGCUGCCAUGGUAUCCAAGUUCUUCCUCAACCACCUGGUCUUAGCUGUGCCGCUUCGGAUCUUAAUUGUGAUCUGGGCCUUCUUGGUGGGACUUUCCCGGAUCAUGGUUGGGCGGCACCAUGUCACCGACGUCCUUUCUGGAUUCGUGUUUGGCUAUUUGCAGUUUAGGCUGGUGGAGGUGAUGUGGAUGUCUUCUAAUACUUGCCAGAUGUUGAUCUCCAUGUGGUGAAACAGCAGCAACGCACUGUCCUUUCCCCCUUAUUUUUACAUAAU